Messenger RNA from Rotaria sp. Silwood2, 1383 nucleotides. NCBI's taxonomy places the organism in Eukaryota, Metazoa, Rotifera, Eurotatoria, Philodinida, Philodinidae. The record is from the annotation of a GenBank genome assembly.
AUGGUAGCUGCAUUAUAUGGCGAUGAUGCCCAACAAAUGCUUGAAGCAACUAUUCGUUUUCGAAAAUUACUUUCAAAAGAACCAAAUCCACCCAUUGAUGAAGUUAUUCGAGCUGGCAUAGUACCUCGUUUUGUUGAAUUAUUAAAAUUUGAACAUUUUCAAAUUCAAUUUGAAGCAGCAUGGGCUUUAACAAAUAUUGCAUCUGGUAAUUCGAGUCAAACAAAAUAUGUUAUUGAUGCUGGUGCAGUACCAGUCUUCGUUCACUUAUUAACUAGUAUAAAUGAAGAUGUUCAAGAACAAGCUGUUUGGGCUCUUGGUAAUAUUGCUGGAGAUAGUCCUGAAUGUCGUGAUUAUGUUCUUAGUACAGGUGUACUUCCACCAUUACUAACUAUUUUUGCUCGUCAUACUCGUUUAACAAUGAUACGUAAUGCAGUAUGGUGCUUAUCAAAUUUAUGUCGUGGUAAAAAUCCAACUGUUGAUUUUAAUACAGUUGCUCCAGCAUUACCUGUACUCAAUCAACUUUUACAUAAUUAUGAUGCUGAUGUAUUAGCUGAUACUUGUUGGGCUAUUUCAUAUUUAUCUGAUGGACCUAAUGAAAAAAUUCAGGCUGUUAUUCAUAUUGUUGAUGUUCGACGACUUGUUGAACUUUUAGCACAUCCUAUUUUGAAUGUUCAAUCAUCGGCUUUACGUGCUGUAGGUAACAUUGUAACUGGUGAUGAUCAUCAAACACAGGCUGUUCUUGAUGCUGGUGUUCUUCCACAUCUUUUAACAUUACUUCAAAGUCAAAAGGAAUCAAUCAAAAAAGAAGCAUGUUGGACAUUAUCUAAUAUAACAGCUGGUGUUCAAAAUCAAAUUCAAGCUGUUAUUGAUGCGAAUAUAUUUCCAUCAUUAAUCAAUAUUCUUAAACAUGGUGAUCAAAAAACACGAAAAGAAGCAGCUUGGGCUGUUACAAAUGCAACAUCAGGUGGUACAUCACAACAAAUCAAAUAUAUUAUUGAACAAGGAGCUAUUUCACCAUUAUGUGAAUUAUUAAGUGUUAUUGAUGCUAAAAUAAUUCAAGUAGCUUUAAAUGGUCUUGAUAAUAUUCUUAAAGUUGGUGUACUUGAAAGUAAACAAACAAAUGGACAAAAUCCCUAUGCUAUAAUGAUCGAAGAAUGUUAUGGUUUGGAUAAAAUUGAAUAUUUACAAAGUCAUGAAAAUAUUGAAAUCUAUCAAAAAGCAUUUCAUCUUAUUGAAGCAUAUUUUGGUGCUGAUGACGAAGAACAUAUUCCUGCGCAAGGAGAAUCUCGUCCAUUUGAAUUUGGCACUACAACAAAUAAUCUAACAUCAUCUACCAAUGAACAAUUAAAUCCUACAAAUCAACCAGGUCCAUUUCAAUUUUGA